Molecule: messenger RNA, 774 nt
Organism: Mesorhabditis spiculigera
Lineage: Eukaryota; Metazoa; Nematoda; Chromadorea; Rhabditida; Rhabditidae
Source: the annotation of a GenBank genome assembly
AUGGGUAGCGCCGCCACCAAGGAUUCGAUCGUUGCGAAGGGCGAGCCGCGCCGCUGGAGGAUCGUGCUGUUGGGACCGCCUGGGUCGGGAAAGGGGACUCAAGGUGCUCUUCUUGCGAAGAAGCUUGGUGCUUGUCAUGUGUCGACUGGGGAUAUGCUGAGGGCUGAGGUUAAUUCUGGGAGCCCUAUGGGGAAAGCCCUGCAGUCGACGAUGGCCGCCGGGGAGCUGGUGAGUGACGGCAUGAUGUGCGACCUGGUGGAGGUGUUCUUGAACAAAACCGAAUCGGUGAAUGGCUUCAUUCUGGACGGGUUCCCGCGUACUGUUGGACAGGCGGAAAAGCUGCAAGCCAUGCUGGAGAAGAACAAGACCCGUCUCGACGUGGUGCUCGAGUUUGCGGUUGACGAUGAGCUUCUGGUCGAUCGCGUCGUGGGCCGCUGGUAUCAUCCGGCUAGCGGACGCUCUUACCAUCACACUUACAAGCCGCCGUUGGUUGCUGGACUCGAUGACAUCACCGGCGAACCCCUCGCCCGCCGCCCCGACGACAACGAGGCCACCCUCCGUCAGCGUCUCGUCCAAUUCCACCAAAACACCGCCCCCGUUGUCGCUUAUUACCAUAACCUCGGCCUCCACAGCCCCAUCAAUGCCUCGAACUCAAUCCCCGAGAUCACCUCCGAAAUCCACAUCCUCAUCAACCAUAUCCAUAAGCGCGACUCCAAGAAGACCCCCACCACCACCCCAACCCCGUCUCCAAAUCCCGAUCAGCGCCCCGUCUUC